UUGCACUUUUUAUUAUUGUGUGUAUCACAGGGAUGAACCUCAGCUCAGCUCGUGAACUUUAGGUUACGGGUUACACACAGAAUAUUGAAAAUUGGGAAAACCCUCGUUCACGUGAUUGGUAUUUCCCUCAUAAUUCUCGCAAAUAUAAACUAUUAUAUUAAUUCAACGCUCUCGAUGGUCCAUUUUAUUGCUCUCGAUUGUCAUGCUCAAAUCCGAUUUGAAAACGAAACCAAUUUCUACAUUUUUGUUGUUCAUGUCAAAAUUGUAUGUACAUGCAACGAAUGAGGACGAUCAUCUGAAUUCAUUUAUCAGCUUACGGCGUUAAUGUGUUAGCUUUAUGUGUUUGGGUAAAGACAAGACGUAAAGUGUGGUCGUCGGUCGAUCGAGGAUUGCACGAAUCGUUAAGGGAAACAAGUCCGGAUGGAAUCGUCUGGGGGAUGUGUUCCGGAUGCCUACCUUGAGAAGUUUGCAAGGGCAAAGAAAGAACAGCAAUUACUUUAUGACGACACGGGUGACCUCAUCAGCAGAAUUCAAAGUGAGCUGCAUGAAAUGUCAUCGGUUCAAGGCGUUAACUCCUGUUCUGUUCAAAUGAGAGUAGACCUCCUCGAAAGAAGGAUUGAGAGUCUGAAAAAUGACUUGUCAAGGAAAAAAAUGAAGAUAGCCUUUUUCGGAGGUACGAGCAGCGGGAAGACCACAACUUUGAAUGCCAUGAUUGGGCAAGAACUACUACCAUCCGGGAUGGGUGAUACAACAAGUUGCUUUGUCCAGAUCGAGAAGAUGACCAACGAUCCGAUUUGUGAAAAUAGCUCCAUAGAAGUCUCGCCCGCUAAGGAACAUACAGAGAGUUGCACGAUUGAGAAAAGGAAAGACCAACCGGACGGAUCGUAUUUUAUCGUCAGGGAGGUCGAGAACAGAGAAAAGGAAGCUUCGCUUGACUCCUUUUUGGAAAAUAUACAACCUCUCACGAUAAAUGCUCUUACAAAGUUAUGUGAUGUAAAAUCAGGCAGCUCCUUGGAUUCAACCUAUCUGGUAGAAAUACAUCUUUCAGAAGAUGACAUUAAGAAUGAUCACUUGCUUAACUAUGACCUACAAAUUAUGGAUUGUCCAGGAAUCACAAAAUGUCGAGAGCUCGGUGAUAGAGUGAAAACCUUCUGCAAAGACUCAGAUGUACAUCUCUUCAUUGUGAAUCCAAAGACAGUCAUGUCACCAGAGGAGCGAGAACAUUUUGUUGAAGUAGGAAAACGCCUUUCUAAGCCUGACAUCAUUGUUGGUUUCACCCAAUGGGAUUUAUCAGCGAGAGAAAGACACCCUGAAGAGGUUAAAGCUCGCCAUGUGGACUCAGUGUUUGAGUUGCUUAAAGAGCUCGAUGUCGUAAGUACGAGAAUGGAGGCGGAGGAAAGGUGUUUCUUUUACUCUGGAAUAGAAGCACUUGAUUUAGCUCUCAAUGAAAAGGGAUUCUUGGGAAGGGGAUGGGAGGAGAGAUUCAAGACAUUCCAAAAUUUCAUGUCGAAAAUUGAGGAGAGGGCGACUACUGCAGGAAUAACUGCCAAACUCUCUAUGAAUCGUGAAAAUUGCCAAGAAGUAUUGGAACAAUGCAUCGAAUGUCUCUCAUUACUCGAAGGGAAUGUACUUAGUAAGAUGUCUGAUCUUUCUAUGGAGGUUGAGGCACUAACCAUCGAGUUGCAAUCAUACAAUGAGAAGAUGGACGAGUUUAUGCAGGAAAGUGAGGAACUGAGGGAUAAUGCUCUUAAAACAAUUGACGAAUCAAUAUUUCGUUGCAUGACUGAAGUAAGCGAGAAGAUGUCUCAGACGCUGAAAAGAAAUUCAGACAGUGAAGAAUUCGAGGAAGACAAUGUCCACCAGUAUGCCCAGAAUGCGAUCCUGCUGUGGUAUCGUCGGAUCCUAAAUGAAUUUCACCGAGCUACAAACCAUGUUUGUGAUGGCUACUCAUCCUAUGUACGAGAAUCUUAUCUGAAGCACAUGUCAAACUUUCCUCACAACACACCUGGGACCUAUCUUCUUGAAAACCAGGAGGAGAACGAACAGAGUACAAGCUCUUUCCUUGUAUCUCCGAUUCCCAAAGCAGCUGUAAAGAGGGUAUUGUCUGGGAUUACUGUCCGUCCUGUCUGGACCUCGUUUGCCACUACUCGUCGACAUCUCAGCUUAGUGGAAACAGACGCUGAACGCAACGUCCUAAUCCGCAGCAUGGCUGCUACUACGGGGGUUUUCUUCAUGCAUGUUCGGCGGUGGAUAAGGGCUUCCAUUGAGCAGAAACUACAGAAGCUUACUGCUUUACAGAAAGAUUCUUUGAUCUGUCCUCAUGUGAGACAAAGAUGUCACGAACUAGUAGAAGAAUUCUGUGAUAACACUGAUGAAUAUUACAAGGAGACAUGCGUUCAUGAAAUACGUGACAGUCUUCAGAUACGGAGAGAGAAGUUUGAAGAGAUACAUUCUACAAUGAUGAAACAUUCCGAAAGUUUCUCCAAACUCAAGAUUGAGGCAGAUCAGAUGCAGAGAUGUCCGGGAAUGUCAAUAAUUGAUUAGUCAAGUGGACAGAUGACAAAUGUUGUUUAACUCUUGGUACGAUUAUAUACCAAGUUGGGCCAAUUCCCGUGUAACAGUCUAUUAAGUGCUCAUAUUUCUCGUUAUGAAUUUAAGAUAUUGGAGAGGAAAUUAAAAUACACUGGCGUGAAUGGUGUGUCAUAUCCUGCUUCGUUGAAGAUGUGGGGGAGGGGUGGUUUUUGCAAAUACAGACCUACCUACCUGUAACUUCAAGUUAAUGUACAAUGAGUUCCUGAUGACAUAGCAAGUGAGGUCUUAAGAUGUCUUUGUGAAUCCUAUAUAUCACAGGGUCCGGGAACCAAGAGGGGGGGGGCACUCACCCCCACUUUUUCAAUGAACGGGCAUGGUCAGCCCUAAACAAUUUUGGCCCAGCCCCCUCCACUUUCAAGCAAUAUACAUUAUAAAAGGAAAUAUAUCAAGAUAUCUUUAUCAAUAGGCCUAUACACAUUCCUUUAUUUAUCAUCGGUAUUUCAUUUUUAAUGUAUUGAAAUUUUAUUUAAAAACGAUUUUUGUUCGGAACCCUUCUAUUGAAUAUUCGAUUUAUCAUGAGGCCUUAAUCGUUCAAUCAUGAUCAAUACUUUUUUCAAAUUAUGGAUAUUGCUUAAAGUUGUUUAAGUAUAUUUAUAUCAUUGUAUUUGAAUAUUCAGUAUUAUACUAAUAAUGAACACUUCUUAUGCUAUCAAUGCCUUUACUAAUGGAGAUUAUUGGGCGAAGACUCCCGACAAUGAUGUGGUACAGGCCUUAUAUCAUUGAUCAAAGUCCCGUAUCGAAAUGAAACAAGAACAAAAAAAAAAUGCUUUCCCUUGAGGAAAACAUAUAGAUUUACAUGGAUUUAAAAAUGAGGUAGGAGGCAGGCAUGUUAUAUUGCCUACGUCAAAAUUUCUUUUGGGAUUCCCCGUGGGCUGAUCGGUUGCGAAAUGCGCAGUGAAUAUAGACCACUACCAUGGAGCUAUCAACAAAUAUCAACAUAUAAAACAUAAAUAAACAAAAAAUUGAAAAUUAAAAAAUUGGUUGAUCUUUCUUUCAAAAUAUUAAGUAGUUAAUUCAAUAUACAUCCCAAAUACUUUACACCAUUUUUUCGGACUGGCGUAAAUCGCAGAGGAUGGAAGGAUUUAUAUCCCUCCCACUUUUCUGUUGGCUGUAAUGAGAUCAUUUCUGAAUUGUUUGAUUUCAGUAACUUUUAGAUAUGACUUUGAUCACAAACCAAUCAAUACAUCCUUAAAAUACACUGGCGUGAAUAGGGUGUCAUAUCCUGCUUUGUUGAAGCGGUGGGGGAGGGGUGGUUUUUGCAAAUACAGGCCUAUAUACCUCUAACUUCAAGUUAAUGUACAAUGAGUUCCUGAUGGCAUAGCUCAAAUAAAUGCCAUUUAUAAAACACUUCGGGGGCAAUAUUUUCCAUAUCUUUACAAUUCUGAAGGAGACUUGAUAAAAUCGGGUAACUUAACGUAUACGAACAUGGGAAUUAGGCAAAGGAGUACCCGCUAUCAUUACCAUAAUAUCAUGAAAAGGGAGCUUUAAUUUUUUUCAUUCAUAUCACAGUAAUCAGUCUUUAUACUGUGCUUCACUGGGGGAUAUGCCCCCACACCAACAUUUUCACGACCAAGAUAAAAAAAGAGGAAUAAACAGAACGGAAAAAUCAUGGUGAAAUGUUUUUCUCAAUGGUAUGUUAAAACUUAUCUUUGUACAAAUUAAUUUUGCUCCCUACGCCAUGACUGGCCCCCUCAAAAUUACCGCCUCAUUACACUUCUGCUGAGAAUAAGGAGAAGGGCAUAAUAGUCCAUUAUAUGUGCUACAUUGUGAAACUCAACUUGAAGCUCCAUAUAGGAAUCCAAUGAUUCCUGCUAUCAACAACAUCUAGUCUUCAUCAUGAUCAUCACCACCAUUAUAUGAACUUCAAUCAUAAACCAUCAUCUCUAAAUCCAUCAUCAUCAGCAGCAUCAUAAUAAUCUACAUGUUCAUCGUUAUCAUCCCCGCAGUCCUAAGUACAUGUAUAGUUUCUGCAGCUCCAAUGCUGCAUUAUGAGGAGUUUAUUAGGCCUAUAUCAGCUACCGUCGGGCACCCUCUAUGAUUGAGCCAUUUUGCUCCAUUAUUUUUACACCGAACACAAAUAAUUUUCAUGGGUGAGAUCGCUUUAUUAAUUUUUCAAGUAUAGGGGUUCAAAGUAUAAAUGAUAGCUACAUUAUUUCUCCUUGAAUUUUUCACGGCCAAUGAGAAUGAAGAAAUUUAAUGACAUUAUGGUGUCUAUAUGACCCAUUGAGAGUUCAUAAUAUAUCAUUAACUACUAUAUCAUAAAUGUUACUUUAAAAUGAUGUAACACAAAUUCUUCUUGAGAUUCAAAGGUCCUUUUUAUCUUGAUAUCUUAUAUAGCUUACCAUAAGGAUUACGAUAAAUGAAUGAACAUGUUUGAUAUUUUUAAAGGUCAAGUCCACCUCAGAAAAAUGUUGGUUUGAAUCAAUAGAGAAAAAUCAGACAAGCACAAUCCUGAAAAUUUCAUCAAAAAAGGAUGUAAAAUAAGAAAGUUAUGACAUUUCAAAGUUUCGCUUAUUUCCAACAAAAUAGUUAUAUGAAUGAGCCAGUAAUGAGAGAGUCGAUGAUGUCACUCACUCACUAUUUUUUUUUUGUUUUUUAUUGUUUGAAUUAUACAAUAUUUCAAUUUUUACGAAUUUUAUGAUUAGGACCUCCUUGCCUGAAGCACAAAAUGUUAAAAUAACGGAAUUCCACUAUUUCAGGGCGGAAUGAAACUUCAUUUCAAAUGACAAUGACGAGAAAAUCAAAAUAUUUCAUAUUUCAUAUAAUAAAAUACAAAAGAAAUAGUGAGUGAGUGAUGUCAUCAGUUUCCUCAUUUGCAUACCUACCGAGAUGUGCAUAUAACUGUUUUGUGAAAUGAAGCGAAACUUUAAAAUGUCAUAACUUUCUUAUUUUACAUCCGAUUUUGAUGAAAUUUUCAGUGUUAUGCUUUUUGAAUUUUUCUCUUUUUAUUCAAAUCAAGUUUUUGUUGGGGUGGCCCUCUGUAUAAAUUUGAAUGUGAUUUCCUAUAUGUCUUCUUAUUACAAUUGUAAUUUUGCAGGCGUGAAUGAUUAUGAUUCUAAUCUAUUCAUAUAAAUGAAUAAUGUAAAACUCAUACUAGCCAAAACUGUACAGUAAGAAAGUAUAAAGUCGGAUAAUUAUUCUGUAUUACAAUAGUUAACAGGUUAAAGAGGAGUUCGCCCUGAUGAAAAGUUUAUUGUUAAAAUGAUAAUAAAAUAUUGAUGAAGGUUUGGGAAAAUCCAUCAAAGAUGUAAAAAAAUUAUAAUGUUAUUGGAAUUUUAAUGUUUUCAUACUUGUCGUCAUAGACGCGCAGCUUUUUCAUAUAUCGUGUGGUUAAAAAAACGAUAAAAUAUCUUAUUCUUUUUUACAAUGAGUCACAUGUUCGUACGUGACGUCACAAAUCAUAAACUUCAAAUUCUAAUAUCUUUUGAAAUAUUUGGUCCAUUUCCCUCAACUCUUCACCAAUAUUUCAUUCUGGUAUAUUUACAACAAACUUUUCUCCAGCGUUCAGUCCCCCUUUAAGUCAUAUCAUACUGAAAGACGAGUAUAGAUCGUGAUCACAAAAUUAUUUUUAAAAAUAAAGAAAAUGUUUAAAAAGUCUAUGAUGUUGAAAUAAAAGGUGAAAAGUUUGUGGUACUGAUGAUAA
Molecule: messenger RNA, 6235 nt
Organism: Lytechinus pictus (painted urchin)
Lineage: Eukaryota; Metazoa; Echinodermata; Echinoidea; Temnopleuroida; Toxopneustidae
Product: transmembrane GTPase fzo-like
Exons: 16
Coding region: 421-2544 (707 amino acids)
Biological process (GO): mitochondrial fusion; mitochondrion localization
Cellular component (GO): mitochondrial outer membrane
Molecular function (GO): GTPase activity; GTP binding
Source: RefSeq, a predicted model, not a curated record